Messenger RNA from Selaginella moellendorffii, 1209 nucleotides. RefSeq names its product pentatricopeptide repeat-containing protein At4g02750-like. The record is from RefSeq and is a predicted model, not a curated record. NCBI's taxonomy places the organism in Eukaryota, Viridiplantae, Streptophyta, Lycopodiopsida, Selaginellales, Selaginellaceae. The coding region runs from base 1 to 1209 and encodes 402 amino acids. Gene Ontology annotation, molecular function: protein binding. The transcript is spliced from 2 exons.
AUGCCUGCGUGGAGCCUAGUAACGUUUACAACAAUUUUUCUAGCAGUAGCACAACAAGAGUAUAUAGAAGAUGCCGAGAGCAUAUUUUGCAAGAUGCCAUGUUGGGAUCUUCCAUGCUGGAAUGGUAUGUUGUCAGUAUAUGCCCGAAGUGGGCAUUUGCAAAAGGCUGAAGAUUUAUUUGAAAGAAUGCCGCACGGACAUUCCUCGUGGAAUAUAUAUCUCGCACUGUAUGCUCAGCAUGGAUCACUCGAACACACAGUAUUCGUCUUUACUCAUAAGAUGCCACACUGGGAUUUGGUUUCAUGGACAUCUAUGCUAAUAGCUUACGUCCGCUUUGGGGAAUUGGAAGAAGCAAGACGAAUCUUUGAUUCCAUGAAAACUAGAGACUUAGUCUCCUUUACAGUUAUUCUUACGGCAUAUGCCGAGAAUGGGAAUCUUGAAAAUGCUAGGAAGCUGUUUGAGAGUAUGCCACAAAGAGAUCUUAUCAGCUACAACGCCAUGAUCUUCGCAAAUGCCCGUUUUGGGAAUAUUUUUAAUGCAAACAUUCUAUUUCGUGAAAUGCCUUGUAAAGAUAUUGUAAGCUGUACAACCAUGGUGGUAGCAUAUGCCCAAGUUGGGAAUCAUUCGGCGGCUAAAGCUAUUUUCGACAAGAUGCCCGUAGCAAGCCUCAUCGUGUGGAACGCGAUGCUCUUGGCAUAUGCCCGGAGCGGGAAUAUCCCCGAGGCUUGCCGCUUCUUCGAUGAAAUGGAUGCAAAAGAUUCCGUGUCAUGGACGACCUUGCUGUGGGCAUUUGCAAAGAGUGGAGAUACAACAAAUGCCAAAGCUUUGUUUGAGAAUAUUCCAGGUCCGUGUAAAAAUGCGGUCUCCUGGACCAUACUGUUGACCAUGUAUGGCAAGCACGGUCACUUUGAACGGGCCAAGACUGCGUUUGACCAAAUGCCCGUGAGAACGUUGACCGCGUGGAACACCAUUUUAGCAAGCUAUGCCCAGAGAGGGCAUCUGAUCGAGGCGAAGUCACUCUUUUCUGGAAUGCCGGAUCGCAAUUUGGAGUCUUGGAACUCGAUGAUCUCUGCGUAUGCCCAAACCGGGCAUCUAGGCGAUGCUAAGAAACUCUUUGACAACUUGUUGAUCCGUGACACAGUGUCUUGGACUGCAAUGCUUGGCGCGUAUGCUCAAGAGGGGCAGCUCCAAACCGGCAAUUCGAUUUGA